AUGCACGAUUGGAUAAUGAAUGCGUUGUUGGCUUCUCUGCUUCUUCUUGACUUUUCCAACCUGAGCUCAGCUCUUCCAACCUUCGAUCUAUUCAACGCCACUCUACCUUCCCGAAGGUAUGGUGUCCCAGAACAAAAACGCGACAAUGUUGCGCUGCGAAUAUUGCCUCUUGGCGCCUCAAUCAUGAGCGGUACGGGAUCAACUACAGGCAACGGAAUUCUUGGCUACGAUGUUGAUAUGGUUGGAAGUCUACACACUGGAACAAUGAUAGACCAUGAACAAGAGGCGGUCCCUGGAGACGUUCUCACUCAAAUACUGGCCAGAGUUCCACAUUCUAUUGGAUUUAAGCCUAAUGUCGUUAUUAUCAAUGGAGGCACCAACGAUGGGAAUGGGAAUGUGGACAUUGCAAAUGUUGGCAGCCGCAUGAACGAUAUUUUGAAUGCUCUGUGGAAUGCUGAUGACAUGGGAAGCACAUGUAUCAUGCUAUCAACGCUAAUCCCCACGACAAACGCAAAUGGUGCUGCCAAUCGUGAUAACAUUAACUCACAAUAUCGUGCUCUUGUAACUCAGCGCGCCGCGGAGGGCAAAUGCGUUUACUUGGCCGACAUGGAUCCUGGUGGACAGAUUUGGUUCGACUUUGACACAGACUACCUCGCAACUGAGAGUCCACAUGACAAAGGGCAUAAAAUGAUGGCUGCGGUCUUCUAUCAAUCUAUAACUCUGGCAUUGGCAGACAAUCGUAUCGUUGCUCCUGUUGCUUUUGAAGCUGGUCCGGCUACUUGUGACAAAUUCGGUGACAGUGGCAUUGAUGCUGGUGGAUAUACUCAACGUGGCUCUGGCUACAGUGACGGCAUCUACUAUCAUGACAGUGAAGAGAUGGGAAUCCUCUGGACUGCUACCAGCUCUUGGGACAGAGAUCAGUGGCGAUUUGCUCGCUUGUUCGACCGGAAUUAUGAUGAUCUUCUCGCAUGGGUCUCAAACAGUGAUACCGAUCAAACUUAUGCAGUCUGGGCGAACUCAGGAGACGGAAAUGGUAAAUUCGCACAAGUAACCAACCUAACCCCCGACCUGCUUUGCGAUACAGCAGGGUUAUACUUCGUUGAUAUGACGAAUGACGGCCUUGACGAUUUGGUUUGUAUCGAUGCAGAUGGCAACGCAUAUUUAUCCGUCAACCUAGGAGACGGUAAUCGAGCCUCUGGGAAAACUCCGACCUUCAAGCGUGCGAGUUCAAGCGCACUGAUUAAAAGCAAUGAAGGGUAUCCACAAGAUCGGGUCCGUAUUGUUGACAUUGAUGGAGACGGUCGUGGAGAUUAUUGUGUGAUUCAAGACAAUGGCGACAUCUUGUUCUGGAGAAAUGGUUGGAUUGACCCAGUCCCGGCGUAUUGGGGAGGGAUGACUGGAUGUGGGUCAGCGAAACUGGAGCAACAACCACCUGGACCAACAGCAGAAGCUGUGCUAAGGGUGUUGAGGGUAACGGUCUCAACGUCGCCUGGCGUCAAGGCUUCCUCAAAGGCGCAUCCUCGGGGCCAACACUUAGGAAUGUCUGCAUAUAUCACGGAUACUGAGACCAACCUCCGGAAUCGAAUCCAUUUCGCCCGCAUCUAUGGACCGCCAACCAUCUUCGGCAAUGCACCCCUUCAAGAUUAUGUUUUUAUGCAACACACUGAACUAUCUACGACUUCUCAUAAGUUUGACAUGCGGGUGUGGAAGAAUACAGGAGGUGGUGCGACGAAGCUUUUUGCUGACGGCAACAAGUAUUGCAACAUGAUGGGGCACUCGAAUGGCAUGGUUGAUCUAGUGUGGACAUAUUCUUUUGGUACGAUGGAAUUGUACAUCAACCGAGGGAAAGGUUCCAUCUCGGACUCUGAUCCUGAUGGCUACUGGGAUCCUUCUACAGGUGUUAUCUGGACCCCGCCGAGUAACAUGGAUCGUCGAGAUCUGCAUCUAGCGGAUUGGGAUGGUGACGGAGACUGUGAUAUCAUCUAUACCAACCCAGAUAGAGGUGCUGUGCAAGUUUGGUUGAACAAUUAUCCCUCGACCGGCAAGUGGGAUUGGACUUACUUGUCCAAUCCGGCUCCUGGUGUAACUUGUUCAGAGAAGAGAGGAUUGGGCAGAGAUGACUUGGCUGUUCGAGUGGCGGACAUCACUGGCAACGGUCGUGCCGAUUAUCUGUGUAUACAACCAGACAGCACUGUCUCUAUCGGGAAAGAUCGUGCCAAUCUCCGCUGGGCAGAUGUGGAUGGUGACGGAAAGGAUGACAUGCUCUGGAUCGAGAAAUUCUCUGGAGAUGGAUACGUGUGGUACAAUGAUGGUUCCGCUGACCCAUCCGUCGCUCCAGGCUCCUCAUUUUCGUGGAGAACACAAGAUGCUGUCGCGUUUGCAGGCAAUGCAGCAGGAAGCUGUAUCUACUACCCCGAUCUAGAUGGCAACGGCCGUGCAGAUGAGCAUUUCGUACUCGAGUCCUUCACAAAUCGGGCAAAGACGUCCCUCAGCCCAAACUGCGGACUACAAGAUGCCACUGGAGAUGACGCCACUACUGAUGGAAGUCUACCCGCGGUACCAGCUGGAGGCUCUACUACCACUACAGCUAUUUCAACUCCAACAAGCACCGCUAUCACAACACCAACGCAGAGCGCAGAUCCCGAUUUCCCGUCGCGAUCUCUCGCUGGAAAUCCCAAUUGCCCAGACAGACAGAACUUUAUGGCUCCCUUGAACACUGUUGGGGAUGCUGAGGGCGGUGUUGAGUUCUGCCUAGGACACUGGACUGAAGGCAUUUUCCCACAGGUCCUCGGUGGAAAAGCGACCGAGAAUGCUCUCGCAUAUAUCAGUUUGGAAUACUCCGAUGGAUCGAACGAAGCUUAUGGCACGAGCGUAGCAGAUGAUGGACAUCACCGUUAUGGUUCCAUCGACUAUUCCGCCCUCGUGGAUACAUGGAGCCACUUUAUCCUGUCUGGUGACGGCUGGGACGGGGGUGUUGGUCGUCUCGAGGUUGGUUUGGUGGGCGCGGAAAGCGAAGACAUUGACAUUGGGAAGUACUAUGACUCGACACCGCCUGUCUUUACAUACAAUCGCGGUACAGAUGGCAAGGGGAUUCUGCUGGGAUUCUACGGACGGGCGGGAGAUCGGAUUGUUAUGCUGCAACCAUAUUUUACGAAUUCUGGUUUGGAUCGGGUCAUUAUGACGGACCAAGUCUUCACCCCUAGCUUUGAAAGCUUGAAUGCCCUACCCUUUGAGGAACGUAUGAUGGAAGCCGUACAGUCCAGCUACAUUCUAUUCAACAACCGCACGAGCGAAGAUGUCACCAUGCAAGCAGACCUCUAUCUCGAAGUCACAGCACAAACUUCCAUGAACGUCGGGUCACAGAAAUCCCACGAAUACGGUACCGAAUUAGGAUGGGCUGUAAAAGGCGAAAUUAAAGGCAAGAUUGGUACGCCCGAAGUUGAGAUAGGAGGGUCCGUGGAACAGAAUGGGAAGUAUGUUAUGAAAUGGACGGAUACCACACUGAACAGUAAAGAAGACACGGAGGCCCACACGAUUCGCGCAAGAUACGUGGUUUCGACGGUUGUGAAGGCUGGGCAGAAGGUGCAGUGCGAUGUUAUUGCCUAUCAAAGCCGUGUUAAUAUUGCUUAUACUGCAACUGCAACAGUUCAACUUCUCGACGGCACAUCAUUCUCAUAUCCAGCAGCUGGCAAUUUCGUCAACGCAGCAUCAAGUUCGGCCUACACCACUUGCAACGAUGUCGAUGUCUCUAAGACCACGGAUGAUGCUCAUACGAUUACGGAGAGCGGCACGUACUGUUUGGAUGGUACGCGUGUGGGUGAUGUGGAUCAGUCGGAUGAUUUCUUGGAUCAGUAUUGUCCGUUGUCUUCGUGA
Molecule: messenger RNA, 3873 nt
Organism: Mollisia scopiformis
Lineage: Eukaryota; Fungi; Ascomycota; Leotiomycetes; Helotiales; Mollisiaceae
Exons: 16
Coding region: 1-3873 (1290 amino acids)
Molecular function (GO): phosphatidylcholine lysophospholipase A1 activity
Source: RefSeq, a predicted model, not a curated record